CGCUGUCUCAGGCGCUGCCGUGGGCGCACUUAUCACGUCCUGCUAUGCCCUGAGCCGAGCGCCGGGUGCCUGGUGCGAUGCUGAUGGGGUGUGCAGGACCCUCGGGGCCUUUCCCGGCAGGAGGACUGGGCAGUCGAAACAUCGCCCUUGGCUGUGUCUCAAUGCCUGGCUGAAGGGAAGGGAAUUGCCCUCCCUGGACGUGUCCGAGCCAGGCUCAGCCCCACACCACCCAGGAGGGCAGCAAGGGCUCAUGGAGGGUGAGUGCGGGUGGCAGAGACGCGUGUUGGGACCUUUUUGGUCGUUCACCCCCACCCCGCACCACCGGUUCCUCCGUGACUCACAUCCUUUGCCGUCACCGCCACUCUCAUCCCCUGCCCCAGCAGGGUGACCACCAGCCCGAGCCAGGGCUGACUCCAGCACAUCCCUCGUGGGGCUGGGGCCACACCAGCUCCGUCCCCGCUGGCCCCCCACCUCUCCUCAAUGCCUGUGAAGGUGGCUGUGGUGAGCCCAGGCCCGCGGGCUGUCCCUCGGGGGGACGGGGACACUGCGGCACCAGCGGGCCCUGCGUCAGCACCCACCGCCACGGGCUUCAAAAACCCGGUGGCGGGGCUGCCAGGGAGGAAGUGUGAGCGGAGGCUGCCGGCAGCAUGUCGGAGCUGCAGCAGCUGCAGCAGCAGCACAUCCCGGAGGGACGGCAGGUCCUGCGCGACCACCACUGCAACCUCCUCAGGGUCGCUGACUACUGUGAGAGCAACUACCUGCAGGCGAGCGACAAGCGGAAGGCGCUGGAGGAGACGAUGGCAAUGAGCACACAGUCCCUUGCCAGUGUCACCUACCAGGUCAGCAGCCUGGCCACUGCCUUCCUGCGGCUGCUGGACCUGCAGGCAGCUGAGCUGCGGAAGGUGGAGGCUGAUCUCAGCUGCGUGGCCCAGAGGGUUGACAUGCACAAGGAGAAGGUGUCUCGCCGGGAGAUCGGCACAUUGGCCGUCAGCAAGAAGUUCCCGUCCUACCAGAAGAUCGUGUCCCCCCCCAGCCCACCCUGCCUGGAGCCCUACUACAGGAAACCCCUCAACUUCAAUGUCCUGGACGACAUUGGCCAUGGAAUAAAGGACCACAGCACGCAGCUGUCCCGCACCGGCACCCUGGCUCGGAAGGGGAUCAAGUCGGCGGCGCAGGCUGCGGGCACCCUGGGGAGAAGCACCCGCGUCCCCGAGCCCGUCCAGCCUCCCGUGGUUCCCGAGGGCAAGAUCUCCGCGGCUUCCUCCACCUCCUCGCUGGUAUCUGUCAGCUCCAGUGGAGCCCCGGCAGCCCCUAGUGAAGGCAUCCCCCCCCCACCACCGCUGCCCUCCCUGCCAGGGCCUUCACCUGCGCUCACCAUCCCACCGCCGCCGCCACUGCCAGAGACCCUGCCGGGCCCCGUGCCGGCCCCUGCGCCCCUGGCCCCUGAUGACCUCGAGCCGCCACCACCACCAGCUUUGCCCGACUUUGGGGAUUUGGCUCUGCCACCACCUCCCAGUGCAGAGGAUCCAUGCUGGGUCCCGGAGAGCUACCUGGAGAGAGUGGUGGCUCUCUACCCCUACACGCGGCAGAAGGACAAUGAGCUCUCCUUCCAGCCCGGCACACUCCUCUAUGUCACACGGCGGUACUCGGACGGCUGGUGCGAGGGCGUCACGGGCAAGGAGGCAGGUUUCUUCCCUGGGAAUUAUGUGGAGCCCUUCUGAGCACCGGGGGCAGAUGGUUCCCCCUAUAACUCCACCCCAUAGCCCCUGACCAGGAUCACCCUUGGUGUUCUGCUCCUGCUCGGACAGGGCUCCGCUUUGCCUUUGUGUGUCGGCUUUGCAGAGCUCAGCCCUUGAGCAGACAGCUGGGCACCCAGAGCAGCCUCCAGCACCCAGAGAACCCCCUUGCUCAGCCUCACUCCCAUCCUUGCUUUUCUGUUUGAAAUGUUGCCAGCACUGGCCGCUGCCAGGCAGGUUUGGCUUUGGGCAGGUUUGGCACCAGGCCACUGCAGCUCUCUCAGCUGGUGCGAAUGCAGAGACCUGUCCCCAGCGAUGCUCAUGGCCCUGUGCAGGACCUGGGGCUAAAUGCCCAGAGGGACAACGAGCAGCACCCCUGAGAACCUGCCUGCUGUCCCCACCCCCCUGAGACACAGGGAGGGAUGAGCCAACACCUUGUCCUGCAGCAAUGGGGUCCUCAUGGGGUCCCCUGCAGAGCAUCGCUUGGAGCCUGGCCCUGCUCCUCCUCCAACGCCGUCCUCCCCCUUCCCCAGCCCAAGGAAGAGAAACAACAUCUAUGUGCAAUGCAGCGAUCUGUUUCACACCCAGGUUUAUGUCCUGGAUACAGAUGUUGUUUGUAUCUGCAAUAUAUAGGUAUCUAUCUAUAUACAUAUAUAUGUAUUCUUUUAAUUCCAUGGCUUUAAGUUCCACACAGUUGAACAGGGUCUGGAGGAGGAAAAACACAGGAGUGGGGGAAAUUAAACAGAGGAGGAACAAGUCAGGGCUGCUUUGGUUAUUUCCUUACUGCUCAGGUUUGCUGUCAGGGUUUCUAUGCUUUGGAGGAGGCUGAGCCAGCCUCAGGGGCUGGUAAGGCUGUGGAUAAAUCCAGGAGAUGCCAACACCAGAGAGCAGCCAAUACUGCAGGUCUGUCCCCCACCUGCAGAGUGCAAUUAGAAGGGGCAAUUAAUACUGCAGUGGGCAAGGGGGCAGGGGGGGGGUUGUUGGCCUUUGGAUGCCAGGAGAAGUGCCACAGCACCAGACCUCCUGCUGGGAGAUUUGGCAUCUCUUGACCAGGUCAGAAGGGAAAUCGGCCCCUGAGCAGGGGGGGGCUGUUGAUAGGAUCCAACAAACAGGAGGAGAUGAGUGGCAAUGGCUCGGGCCAAGGAGGAACCUCUCUGCACAGGGACAUGGAGGAUGUUUUGCCCUUGAAGAAGCAGCAGAGGAUGGAGGCGGAAGGCAACAACAGGUCCUCCUUCCCCACAGAGAGAGGUGGUUGCUAUGCCCAGGUGCUGGGCAAAUGGGUGGGGAGGGACUAAAGGAGGGUGUUUGCUUUGUUUUGUUUUGUUUUUCCAAGGUACCACCUUCCCAAAAGGUUUCCAGUUCCAUGGUUUUUUGGAGAAUAAAGUCUCAGGGCACGAUUCCCUCCAGCACGAGGCUCAGCAGCUGAGCCAGGCCUGCCCUGCCAAGGCGGGGUGCAGAGAGCAAGCUGGGGAGCCUGGGCAGCAUGAAUUCCCCACAUCAAAUUUCCAGGGGCCUCCGAAAGAGACAAAGAGCCCCUGAGCAUCAAGGCCCAAGGCAACAGCACGCAGCUCCUGGCGUGGGGCAGACGAGGAGGGUGAAGGCAGGAGGAAGCAUGUGCAGGGCUCAGCCUGCCAGGAGCUGGCUUCUGGCCUUUGAGGAGUUGAUUUUGUGACGUUAAAAAGGAAAGAAAAAAAUCCCCAAUCAAUACAUAGAAAAAAAAGAAACAAAAUCACCAUUAGUGUUGGUAAACACUCAUGCUGGAGUAGAUGUCUGAGCUGCAUAGAGAAGGCUUCAUCUCGACAUGGUGAGGGAGGGAGAAGGGGGGAACCUAGAGAAAGUGCUUUAAUCACUUGGGGAGGAAGGAGCUCGGAGAGGAAAGGCAGGAAAGCAUCCCAGAAGUGGGGCUGAGUGAGCAGUGCCGAGGAGCAGGGGAUACAGGACG
Messenger RNA from Colius striatus (speckled mousebird), 3678 nucleotides. It is a transcript of the gene ABI3, whose product is annotated as ABI family member 3. The transcript has 8 exons. The coding region runs from base 648 to 1721 and encodes 357 amino acids. Gene Ontology annotation, biological process: regulation of cell migration. Gene Ontology annotation, cellular component: lamellipodium. Gene Ontology annotation, molecular function: SH3 domain binding. The record is from RefSeq and is a predicted model, not a curated record. NCBI's taxonomy places the organism in Eukaryota, Metazoa, Chordata, Aves, Coliiformes, Coliidae.